CAGAGUGCCUCAUGCGCGUAAACGUAUACAUAACUAUGAUUUACUUUUUAUUGAUUUUAGGCAUCACAAAAACUUGUCAAGCUUCUGGAUGGGGGUUAGGAUAUGGAUAUGGCGAAGGUCAUAGUUUUGGUGAAAUUUCUUUGGAUCACAAUUCAAUAAGUCAUGAUCUACACGGUUGGAAUCAAAUCCAUGAUUUAUCUGACAACAAGAAACCUAUUUCUGGAUUAGAAGCAUGGUUGCAAGAUGUUGUUAUUGGCAAAGAUCAUAAGGGCCUUGUAAAACCAAUUAUAAAAGAAAUAGCAUAUCCAGUAUAUAAAAAUGUUGAAAUCAAAAUUCCUUAUCCACAAGUUCAACAAGUAAAUCAACCAUAUCCUGUAUUAGUUCCGAUGUUACAUCCAGUUCCAUAUGAGGUCAUUAAGACGGUCGUCAAAACCGUCGAAAAAAAGGUUCCAACGCCAGUCGAGAAAAUAGUUCCUGUGCCAGUAGAAAAACCAGUACCGUAUGAAGUAGUUAAGCAUAUUCCAAUGUUCGUCGAAAAGAAAAUCCCCAUAAAAAUUCCAGUCUACAAGACGAUACAUCAUAAGGUGUACAAUUAAACGUAUAGAUUUGUAUGUAUUAUAUUUUUGUAUUUAAUUAAAAUAUAGAGAUCAAUGGUUGUAUAGUUAUGAUGACAUUUUAUUAAAAAUAGAAAUUCUAUUUAAGAAUAAGUUUGUUUAUUUCA
Messenger RNA from Nasonia vitripennis (jewel wasp), 721 nucleotides. RefSeq lists its product as uncharacterized. The transcript is spliced from 5 exons. The record is from RefSeq and is a predicted model, not a curated record. Bases 12 to 596 code for a protein of 194 amino acids. NCBI's taxonomy places the organism in Eukaryota, Metazoa, Arthropoda, Insecta, Hymenoptera, Pteromalidae.